CUGAGUUCUUCUGGAAAUCAUUGAAAGCCAAGCAUUCUACAAUGAAGGGUUUUCUGGCUUUUCUUGUUGUAAUGGGCAUCGUGGUGACACUGGGCGAUGCAUACUGCUUUUCUGAAGCCUACAAGCCAGGGCAGGCCACCAAAGGCUGUUUCAUAGAUGGAAAACUAUAUCCUUUUGGAGAGAUUGAGAGGACAGAAAAUUGCCACAGAUGCAGCUGCAGCCAAACCCGACUAUCUUGCUGCACACUCUUUCAUACUCCUAUUGGUUAUGACAAAGAGAACUGUGACGCUGUUUUCAACAAGGAAACUUGUGACUAUGACGUGGUGCAGAAGAACGACCCCUCAAAGGAGUGUUCCGUCUAUUCUCGUGUGGGCUAACUACUUACC
Indicator indicator is the source of this 386-nucleotide messenger RNA. Its product is annotated as beta-microseminoprotein-like. The transcript has 4 exons. Bases 42 to 377 code for a protein of 111 amino acids. Lineage: Eukaryota; Metazoa; Chordata; Aves; Piciformes; Indicatoridae. The record is from RefSeq and is a predicted model, not a curated record.